This is a messenger RNA of Durusdinium trenchii, 1509 nucleotides long. NCBI's taxonomy places the organism in Eukaryota, Dinophyceae, Suessiales, Symbiodiniaceae. The record is from the annotation of a GenBank genome assembly.
AUGAUCUUCGUAAAGCUGUUCUUCGCGCCGCUCGUCGCCGUGGCAUCACGGGUUGUGUCUCAUAGAGAAGCUUUGCACGACGAACUGUUUGUCCUGGCGGGGGCAGAGCGGAAAACCUUGUGGCACAAGAAUUUCCCAAUAUACGCGCAGGAUCCUUUCGGCGGGAGUGUUGAGGUCACUCGUUUGACAGGCGGGGAGGCGAUAUCAACCAUAGCAUUCUUUGCGCCCAAGGGCUCCUUCAUUCGAAUGUCCGCUGACAAAUUGAUGCCAUGGUAUUUAAAGUGGUUUGGCACGCCAGGCGAGCGCGCAGAAUACAUGCUUGGGACAAUCUACCGCUGGGUUACGGAAAAUCCCACAACGGCUUUCACUGCUGCCGCCGCAACGGCAGUCACUGGCGGAUUGGCCUACUACUGGUACCGCUCCAGAGGACGUCCUUCUGAGCGGGUGGUGGACGACACGGUGCUCCAUGCAAUCAAUCGCACUGCGAAGGAGAUAGAACAGAAAGAUCCAAACUUAAAUGCAACUAUGGCAGUAUCGGAGCUUCAAGCAGCGCGUGGUGCUGCGCUUCAGGCAGCUGCAGAAGAUGCUGAAAAGAUGUGCACUUUUGGUCUGGACUCCAUGUGUGAAGGGACUGUUUGCCAAGCUAGGUUAGAUGAGAUCAUUGACUAUGGUUAUCCACAAAUCUUGGAGGUUGAUGUACUGAAGAAGUACAUCACCCAGGGUGGUGCCAAGAACAUUGACCUCAAUGACCAGGAGCAGUUGAAAAAGAUUACGGUGCAGGCCACUGGCGUGUGCUCUUGGCGCGCUGAAGGCAUCAAGCACCGCAAGAAUGAGGUAUUUAUUGAUGUAAUUGAAAAUGUGAACAUUUUAAUGUCUACAAAGAGGGAACGCUUGCGGGCCGAUGUCUCUGGGGAAAUCCUCGUUAAUUGCAAGUUGUCCGGAAUGCCCGAAUGCAAAUUUGGCAUGAACGACAAGUUGCUUAUGACUGACAAGGCGCGUGCGCGAAGCAGCGACAAAGGUAUCGCCUUGGAUGACUACAGGUUUCACCAGUGCGUCCGACUGUCGAAAUUCGAUGUGGACCGCGAGAUCACCUUUAUCCCACCAGAUGAGCCAUUUCAGUUGAUGACGUAUCGCAUCACCGAAAACAUUGAGAGCCCGUUCAAGCUGCUGCCCAACGUAAAGGUCUUGGGCCGCAGCCGGUUGGAGCUCAGCUUGCAGGUCACCGCGAUGUACGAUCGCAACAUUGAAGCCACCAAUGUUCGGAUUGACUUCCCUUGCCCGAAAAACACGGCCAAGGCUCACAUUCCAAACACAGCGCACGGAAAAGCACGAUUUGAUCCUGCACAGGGUGCAGUGGUUUGGCGCAUUCGGCGCUUCCCUGGAAGACAUGAGUACAACCUGCUGGCCGAGGCAGGGGUCAAAUUAAGUGAACACUUGUUGGGAUGUGGUUGUGCUUUUGUCGUGAUGAUCCCAACUCAAAUUGUUGGUCGACAUUGCCGGCUGACCUAG